Molecule: messenger RNA, 2364 nt
Organism: Stegodyphus dumicola
Lineage: Eukaryota; Metazoa; Arthropoda; Arachnida; Araneae; Eresidae
Product: alpha-N-acetylgalactosaminide alpha-2,6-sialyltransferase 5-like
Biological process (GO): ganglioside biosynthetic process
Molecular function (GO): alpha-N-acetylgalactosaminide alpha-2,6-sialyltransferase activity
Source: RefSeq, a predicted model, not a curated record
GUUUUCUAGUUCCAGUUUGAUAGUGAAAAUGGGAGCGAUACGACAUAAAGUAAACAGCUGGAUGUUUGGAGUGGCGCUUCUUUUGGUUUUCUUAAUGUUGCGUUUUCUCUUAAUAACAUCUGAAGUAAAUCUCUAUAGUUCAGAUAAAUCCUCAGAUGAAGUACGAUCUUUUAAAUAUGGAGAUUAUAUUGGUUUGGAUGGUGAAAUAGUGGAGUUCCCUUUUCGUUGCAAGUCUUGUGCUCUCGUUGGUAUGUCAGGUUAUUUGCUAGAUUCUGACUUUGGAGAGGAGAUUGACGAAAAUCAUUCAUGCAUCUUUCGCUUGGGCUUCUGUCCUACAAGAGGAAUGGAGAGACAUGUGGGAUCACGCACCACUGCACGUGUUGUCGAUAGCUUCAGAUUUUAUCCGUUUCUGAAAAGACCUCUGAAACUUGCUGCUGGACCCUUUGCUUCUGAAUUUUGGUUCUUGUUCGACAGAAGAACAGGUGACAUUAGUCACCUUCAUGGGCCAAGGUUAGAACCACUGGUUCGGAAGCACGAUUCUCACUUCCUGUGGCUGAGUCGUUCCGCUGAACGGCAAGUUAGGGAUUCUCUGUUUCAAAAGAAUCGCACCGUGGGGGGAAGAGAGAUAUCUGCCCUGUGGUUUGCAUUAAAAGUUCUAGAAGAUGCUGGAUGUAAAUCGUUGAAUGUAUAUGGAUUACCGGAUCCUCAGAUUUGCAAGAGGAGUUUAAAUGUUUCUAAACCAAGUUUAUAUUGGGAGAAUUCAUCUUCAGUUCUGUGCCAGAAUGGAGUAGAUGCAAGCUUCACGUCGAACAAAGGUGUGGCACCGAUUUCUCAUUUGCCUACGAUAGUCGAAAGACGAUUCCUGCUUCCUUGGGCUAGACAGCACAACUUGGAUAUCAAUUUUUUGGCUCCAUCUUGGCCAUCCUGAUGGCAGCAUUUCGUUUACUUCUAAAAAAUUAUUUAUGUUUUCUAAAAGACACCUGUCAGAGGCUUAGUGCAGAUUCAAUCCGUCCCCAAUUCAAACAUGACUGUUUUUGAGGCCUACCAGUAGCCACCCGGUAAAAGCUCUGAACACUGCUAGUUCCAGCCUGGGUUCGAUUUACCAACGUGGGUUCGAGGGCGAACUGGCUGGUUACAUGAACGUUUUCGUGAUUUUCCUCGUGUGCAACAUGUAUACGAGCCAGUUUCCCAUAAAAGUCCUCCACGAAGACAUUGCUUCCCUUAGGCAGAUAGCCCUAGUGUGCUUUGCCAUAUAAUCAACUAAACCAAAACUAUAAUAGUUGUGUUCCCAUUUCAGUCUUAAAACCCGUUUAUACUAACGGAACUUUGAGCCCAAGGAAAGCGCGUAAACUUAACGUCUUUUUAAUAGAACUAGUUUAAAGGACUAAAGAAAUGUUUCACUUUUGAAAUUUUAAAUAAUAUUAUCGCUUUGCUUUUUUUAAAGGCAAUAAUUGCAUAGAUACUCAAUUUUGCCUAAAAAAAAAAAAGUUUUACCCUACCCCUUUAGCAGAGCUUUUAAGUUCUCACACUUAUCUUGGAUUCAAAGUUCCGCUGUGUAAACGGGCCUCUAGAGGGAAAAUGUGAGUAACUUUAUUUUCAAUUCAAGCCGACUGGAAAAUAUUUUAUUAUUUCAUUUUAUUUUAAGACAUUCUUUAUCAGUGGCGUAUCGAGAAUUUAAUUUUAGAGGGUGCAAUAAUCAUCUUACUGUCAAAACUACCUUUGCGCAAUUUUCUAUACAGAAUUUCACCAUUUAAAAAGUGAAUUUAUUCGCAAAAUCAUUUUUCUGCAAUUAUAUAUGUUAUUUAAGUACACUAUGUAGCAUUAAUUUAUUUGUAUUAUUAUCUUAUUAAUGAUGAAGUUUUUAUAACGUACCAGUCAGUAAUACAAAAAUACCUAUAUUAUUGAAAAGAUCAAAAAUAUUUCCUCAAAAGCAAUUUUUAAUUCAUACCAAAUCAUAUAUUAAUGUUAAUUUUUUUAGUCCAAAAGGGGCUGUUAUUGUCGAAAUCGAAUUCUGUGUCGAAUGACUAAAAAUGUGUCCUUUCCCUUUUCAUUCGAGCCUGUUGCCAUUCACCAAAAUGUUAGAUAUUUAUCUUUCCAAACUGAAUCUGUCUGUUGUAGAUAAAAACUAAACUAUUUGAAAGGAAUAGAUGCAGUUCUUACACUGGCAGCACUGUACGGAAUAAAACAUUUAUAUCUCUAGCGCGCGAUACUGUGUAUCAGAUAUUCUCACGAUAUGCUUGUUUAUAAAUAUUUCGUGAUUCUGUUGUUGAACUGAAUUUUAUAUGGCGCAACUGCGAAGAACGUGAUAUUUAAAAAAUAAAGUUAACACACAAAAUGUUAAUUAUAAAAACAUAAAAAAAAUGU